CACGACGGCAGUUCGGCCACGUCCCUGGCCACGUCGCGCCCGCUCCCGCCAUCUUUCGCCGCUUCCUCUCUCAGGGGCUGUCGCCGCGUCCUGAGUCGCUGCCGAGCCUCGGGGCCGCCGCGCCGACCGCCGCCGCCAUGAACAUCUUCCGGCUGACUGGGGACCUGUCCCACUUGGCGGCCAUCGUCAUCCUCCUGCUGAAGAUCUGGAAGACGCGCUCCUGUGCGGGCAUUUCUGGGAAAAGCCAGCUUCUGUUCGCACUGGUCUUCACAACUCGUUACCUGGAUCUUUUUACUUCAUUCAUUUCCCUCUAUAACACAUCUAUGAAGCUCAUCUACAUUGCCUGCUCCUAUGCCACGGUGUAUCUGAUCUACAUGAAAUUUAAGGCCACCUAUGAUGGAAAUCACGAUACCUUCCGAGUGGAGUUUCUGGUGGUUCCCGUGGGAGGCCUCUCAUUUCUAGUCAAUCAUGACUUCUCUCCUCUUGAGAUCUUAUGGACCUUCUCCAUCUACCUGGAGUCCGUGGCCAUCCUUCCACAGCUCUUUAUGAUCAGCAAGACCGGCGAGGCUGAGACCAUCACCACCCACUACCUCUUCUUCCUGGGCCUCUACCGUGCUCUGUACCUCGUCAACUGGAUCUGGCGUUUCUACUUUGAGGGUUUCUUUGAUCUCAUUGCUGUGGUGGCUGGUGUGGUCCAGACCAUUCUCUACUGCGACUUCUUUUACUUAUACAUUACAAAAGUACUCAAGGGAAAGAAGCUCAGUCUGCCAGCGUAAGUGCCAAAGACCACCAGCAGCCUCUGUCCUUCAGGGUGCUCGGACAGGAUCUCACCACAGCGAGGGCGCAGGAUGCUCAGUGCGGAGAAGCAGAGAUGGCUCCUUCUGUCGCAGCCGCUCCCUGUGCCUCUGCAGGGAUGCAGAGGAAGGGACCAGGAGGCUCUGUCCACUGCAUCCUGCCUUAGCUUUUUUAUUACUAUGUACAAAGAGUUUUUUACACAAAGAAACUUAAUGCUGUGUUAAUAAAUUCAAUGUGUAGAUGAAUUGGGGCAGUUCCAAAAGUGACAGUUUUGUACAGAAUAAGUACAAGCCUUUUUUAUUUUUUGAAAAUUCGUUGAGAUGGUCGCUUCUUUGUGUCUACAAUGAAAUUAUACUCAACACUUGGUAGAUUAUUCAAACAUCUGUCAAAUUUCCAUGCUAUUUAUUUCAUUUUUUUGCCAAAAGAUGAGUUGUGUUUGAAAUCUGAGACACUGUGUUCCAUUGGUGUUUCUGUUCAAAUCAGUCCUCAUUGCCCUGAAAAUCCUUCCCCAGAUGUCAAAACACUACACUUCAGGUCCACGAGAGUGGCUGGCAAGGCCUAGACUUUUCAUUAUCAACACAUCAGGUUCCCAGUGGAAACAGCGUCGGCUGAUGCUCACCAAACACUCACCCUUCAUCCCUGCCAAGACGUGGCAGCUUGAGUUUGUCCAGAAGGUGUGGAGAGCCCACCACACCCAGAGGUUCUGAGCCUCCUGCCUUCUGAAUACGGAGAGUGGAGGAGGGUGAUGGCUAUUUGGACAAGCACUCUGCUCCUCUGAGGACAGGACACAAAUGGCUACCUGUCGCUGUCAGUCACAAAUUCCAAGGAUCACUUCAACCAUGUCAGAUUCAAAUAUUUCCAUUUGUGCUUUUGGUGAUAAAAUGAUUGACAAUCUUUUUAAUUGGCAACACCAAUUGUCAUUCCUUAACACUUUUUAGGUUUGUUUUCUUAAACUGGGCUCUUGCAUGACCUACCUUGUGUUAACAUCCUAAAUAAACAUUUUAUUAAACA
Molecule: messenger RNA, 1806 nt
Organism: Microtus ochrogaster (prairie vole)
Lineage: Eukaryota; Metazoa; Chordata; Mammalia; Rodentia; Cricetidae
Gene: Kdelr2
Product: KDEL endoplasmic reticulum protein retention receptor 2
Biological process (GO): protein retention in ER lumen
Cellular component (GO): membrane
Molecular function (GO): ER lumen protein retrieval receptor activity
Source: RefSeq, a predicted model, not a curated record